GAACAACACAGACCACAAUGUACAAGCUGGUGGUGUUGACUUUCCUCGCUGUGGCGGCCGCCGAGCCUGGUGCGCUGAUAUAUGGGCCGGCAGCUUACUCGACGCUGAUUACACCUGGGGCCACGACUAUCACGAAGCAGGCCAGCAGUGUCGUGCACCCAUCUCCACCGCUCGUGUACUCCUCGCCGCUAACCUUCACGCAUUUCAUCAAGAAGCGUUCCAUCGGUUUGGCUUCCCUCGCUGCGACCACGUAUUACGCUAACUCUCCGUUGAUCAACGCGCCUCUGACGACCUACAGUUCUCCGUUGAUCCACAGCACACCGCUCAUCCACUCAGCGUCACUUCUGUCGGCCGCUCCUCUGCCCUACGCUGCAGCUCACCUAAUCAAGAAGAGGUCUCUAGGCUUCAUUCCCGCCGCCACUACUCUAUCCGCUACCGCCCCCAUCCUUACUUCUACCUACGCUGCCACACCUCUGCACUCCACGCCCUUAAUUUCCUCUACUCCUUUGAUCUCGAACCCAAUCACUUACGCUCCCCAUUUCAUCAAGAAGCGUUCGGCACCUCUCCUGACUACCUAUGCCGCCACUAUCCCCAGUUCCUUCUCCCACCAAUCUCGAGUUGAUCUCACACACACUGGUCCUUACGUAACCACUUACUCCUCCCCUAUCACUUACUCUUCCCCCAUUGGGUUUAGCCAUGUGCUGUAAAAUCCUCCCUGAUUGAGACUUGAACUAAUCUUUCUUUUCCAAAUUUCCUGAUCCAUGUCAUAUAUUUUGUACAUAAACAUUCUAGUUCCAAGGAAGGAAUAAUAAAACAUAAGUGAAAAAUAUUCUCUUUUUUCUGAAAUCUAUGGAACCCCUUUUUUAAACUAUUUAUAUCUGG
Molecule: messenger RNA, 882 nt
Organism: Chilo suppressalis (striped riceborer)
Lineage: Eukaryota; Metazoa; Arthropoda; Insecta; Lepidoptera; Crambidae
Source: the annotation of a GenBank genome assembly